AUGGCAGAGAUGAAUGAUCUGGUGGUAAUUGGUGCUGGUCUGUAUGGCCUCAUGGCCGCGAAGACAUAUCUGGAUGUUCACCCCCAUGCUACUGUGGAGCUCCUUGAAGCCAACCAAUCUGUAGGAGGGGUGUGGGGUCGUGAUAGACUCUGCCGUGGGGUCAAAACAAACAGCAUAGCGGGCAGUUAUGCUUACAGCGACUUCCCCAUGUCUGAGUCUCGCUUCGGGGUAAAGUGGCAUCAGCACGUGCCAGGUGAGGUGGUGUACAAGUACUUUGGAGCCUUCGCAACUCAAUUCGACCUCCACCGACGUAUUCGUCUGUCAUGCUGUGUUCGAACAGUGGAGAAGUGUUCUGACGGAUCCUGGUCUAUCUCGGCCACUGAAAACGGUCAACACGUCCAGGUCAGCACGCGUCGUCUGAUCGUAGCAACAGGGCUAGCUUCAGAGGCUGUGAUGCCCGAGUAUCCCGGGUCCUCCUCGUUCGAACGUCCAGUACUGCACUGCAAAGACUUGGCCAGCCAUCACGAACUGUAUCACACGGCAACAACGGUCGCUGUCGUCGGAGGAUCCAAAUCCGCCUGGGAUGCUGCCUACCAGUUCGCCUCGCUGGGCACCCGGGUGCACUGGAUUCUCCGCAAGUCCGGACACGGUCCUGCUCGUCUCCUCCCAGCGCAGACCACCCCAUUCCGUCUUUGGAUGGAGAAGAUUGUCACCACGCGAUUCAUGACGUGGUUGAGUCCCUGCCCCUGGGACGACGCGGAUGGGUCCGGCUGGAUGCCCCGGUUCCUGCAAAGGACGACCGUGGGACAAUGGGUCUCGCGGCAUCUUUGGGCCUGGUUCAGCACCACGUGCCUCCAGGAUCCGGCCCUCGUCCGCAACGCCGAGACCCGCAAGCUUCAGCCCCAAGCCAGCAACACGCCCUUCUCCCCGGCCGGCGGCUUCAGCGCCCGCAACUACCCACCGGACUUCUUUCAGUAUAUCGACAGCGGCAUGAUCCAGAUCCACACGGCGGAUCUCGACCAUCUCGCCCCCGCGGGCGUGAUUCAACUUCAUGACGGACCUGCCCUACAAGUCGACGCCUUGGUCGUCUCAGGUGGUUGGCAGCACUGGCCCACCAUCAAAUUCCUUCCCGGCGAGGUUCACGACAAGAUGGGCUUCCCGCGCACCCGGGGCGCCCGCAACCCGCAGGCUGAGCGCAUCGACCGGGAGAUUCUCCGUCAAUUCCAGUUCCUGAACAAUGGCAUCAUGGACAAAGAAGCUACUGCUGCUGCCGCUGAUGCUGCAGACACUGCGGCCACCCUCCCUCACCGCGAUGAUGCCCCCUGGCGACUCUACCGCUUCAUGGUGCCCCCCGCAUUCAUCAAUGACCGGAGCAUUGGGUUCGCCGGCUUCGUAGCGACGACCCUCAACACUGUGUGUGCGCAAACUCAGGCCCUGUGGCUCACUGCGUAUUUCAGUAGUAGUGGUGACCGUCGGAAUGGUCUUUCCGAUGGGGAUGAUGCCAAACUCCCUCUGCCAGCUGGUCGGGGGACACCCGAACGGAUCUGGCGGGACACCUUGGUGCAUUCGCAGUUCUCGCAGUGGCGGUAUCCCGGCAGCUUUGGGCAUCGGUUCCCAAUUUGCUUUUACGAGGGCUUGCCAUAUGUGGAUUUGUUGCUGAAGGACCUGGGGUUACGCUCGCCUGGCAGACCCCCAACACCGCCAACGGCUUCAUCUCCAGAUGCGUCCGACACUGACGACGUGAUCUGCCAUCUAAGUGCCACAAACGCCAAAGGCCACGCCGUCGUCGCCGCCGGAGACAAGAUCAGCAUCCAAUGGACGACCUGGCCCGACAGCCACCACGAACCGGUCAUCAGCUACCUCGCCGACGGCGGCGCUAGUUGCUUGACGGUCGACAAGACGACCCUGGAGUUCUUCAAGAUCGACGGCAUCGGUCUGGUGGACGAGAGCAGCCCACCCCCCCCCAGCAUCUGGGGCGACGACGAGCUCAUCGCCAACAACAACUCCUGGCUGGUUGGGAUCCCGUCCACCAUCGCCCGGGGGUACUAUGUGUUGCGCCACGAGUUGAUUGCUCUGCUUGGCGCGGGCAGCGAGAACGGCGCUCAGAAAUACAUGUCAACCUCCAGGUCACGGGGACCGGCACUGUCCAGCCGUCAGGCGUACUGGAUACGGAGCUGUGCUGUGGGGAAGGAGCAGCACCUGGAGGCAGUCAUUGGCGUUGGGGCAAAGAUUGCCACGAACUAG
This is a messenger RNA of Aspergillus saccharolyticus JOP 1030-1, 2244 nucleotides long. Its product is annotated as FAD/NAD(P)-binding domain-containing protein. Lineage: Eukaryota; Fungi; Ascomycota; Eurotiomycetes; Eurotiales; Aspergillaceae. Bases 1 to 2244 code for a protein of 747 amino acids. The transcript has 4 exons. The record is from RefSeq and is a predicted model, not a curated record. Gene Ontology annotation, molecular function: NADP binding; flavin adenine dinucleotide binding; N,N-dimethylaniline monooxygenase activity.